AUGGAUAUCAUCAGCUACAUCAUCUGCGCGACUCGACGUCUCUGCACUCACAUCUACAAACUCAUCACAAAGGACAUCAAACCACGCCUGCUUCUAAUCUUCCCGAAUUACGUCUCCACAUCUACGAGUACGUCUUCGAAGACCUCGACUUCACUUCGCAGAAAACCUUCCUCCGAGGCCAGUGUGGGAAAGGUUCACAGAGUGUACCAGUUGGUCGAGCAAGAGGAUGUCUUCAUCCAGACUAGGGACAGCUGGUUCGCGAAACGACAGCAGUGGGACCGAGUUUACAAGGCGACGGUGGACGCACGCAAGCUGCGUCGCGUCACUCAAGCGGAGCUGAACUGGAUCAAGAAGACCGAGUGCCGUCUUUAUGGGGCACAUCAAGCUGCGAAAGGCCCUGUCAAAGCCUUGUCUCGAGAGAGCUAUGUGGAUGUGGUUGCCAAGGGUCGUGCUGAGCAGCGUGGAGUAAAGAAGGGAAGGCGCUGA
Messenger RNA from Fulvia fulva, 486 nucleotides. RefSeq lists its product as uncharacterized. The transcript is spliced from 2 exons. Lineage: Eukaryota; Fungi; Ascomycota; Dothideomycetes; Mycosphaerellales; Mycosphaerellaceae. The record is from RefSeq and is a predicted model, not a curated record. Bases 1 to 486 code for a protein of 161 amino acids.